AAGCGCCACUCUUCUCUCUCUCUCUUCAAUGGCACAUCAGAAGAAACUUACAGAGUGCGAGCUUCGAAGGUUUGAGAACAUCAAACGCAACGAUGAAAUGUUCGCUUCUCUUAAGAUCCAUUCCAAAAUUAACGACCUCUCUGCUUCAACUAAGCGCCAAAGAGCUCAAAUCAAGUCUUACAAAAAUGGCCCGGAGAAGAAAUCAAAAAUCGAAACCCCAAUUUUCAUUCGGCGUUCGCUACGGACCAAAAGAAUGCCACCUGAUGCCACCAAUAUGCACGAUUUUGAUGAAACCUUAACUAAGACCCCCAAAUCAAACCCUAAUGCUAUGUUUGGUUGGGAGAUUUGGAGAGGAAUUUGGAAAGAAAAAUAGAAAAUGUAGGUGAAAUGUGAAUAAAACAUGUCUAUAUUUCACCUAAUUUCACAUCUCUUUUCCCUUUCUCUUUCCAAAUCCCUCCUCAAAUCCCCAACCAAUCACAGCAUAAAUGUGAGUCCUCAGGUCCUAUUACCAUCGGUGAUGCGUAUUGCAGUUACGCCUCUCACCAACAAAAAUUCACUGAAAAAAUCAUGGGCGUUUUGAAAAAACCCCAAUUGUGUUGUGGUCAUGACUCAAGGAAGGAAAUUGAAGGGGGUUCCUGCAAUUCGAUGGCUCGUGUGAAUGAAAAUGUCAAUUUUGGCUACCCAAUUCGGGUUCGGGGUUGUGUUGAUUUGGAAUCAAUGGGGUUGGAACCAGAAAAUAUAGCUAGGUUUGUACCAAGGAGAAUACUAGUGUUGAGGUUCUUUCCGUCUACGGAUAUGAAAUUGAUUGCUGUGGGAAACAAGUUUGGGAAUGUUGGAUUUUGGGAUUUUGAUGCUGAAAAUGAGGAUGGAGAUGGGAUUUAUCUAUGCUGCCCUCAUCCACGGCUGGUUUCGGGGAUUGUAAUUCAACCAUUUUCCAUUUCAAAAGUUUAUACUAGCUGCUAUGAUGGAUUUAUCCGAUUGAUGGAUGUCGAGAAGGAAAUAUUUGAUCUGGUUUAUUUCAGCGAUCAUGCUAUAUUUUCUAUUUCUCAACGAACAAAUGAUGCAAAGUCCUUGUAUUUUAGCAAAGGUCAUGGAGUUCUCAAUAUUUGGGAUGAGAGGGCAGGAAAAUCUUCAGCUUCGUGGAUUUUGCAUGAAGAUAGAAUCAACACUAUAGAUUUCAAUUCGGAAAACACUGACAUCAUGGCAACGAGCUCCACUGAUGGAACUGCUUGCAUUUGGGAUUUGAGAAAUAUUGAUGCAGAUAAGCCGAAAUGUUUGAAGACUUUUAACCAUAAAAGGGCUGUGCAUUCUGCUUACUUUUCACCAUCUGGAAGCUAUCUAGCCACAACAAGUAUUGAUGACAAUGUUGGCUUACUGACUGGAUCUAAUUUUGAAGACAUAACUAUGAUCAACCAUAAUAAUAAGACAGGUAGAUGGAUUUCUUCAUUCAGAGCAGUAUGGGGUUGGGAUGAUUCAUAUCUCUUCAUUGGUAAUAUGAAAAGAGGAGUUGAUGUUAUCUCCACGGCUAGGAGAGUACGUGUUGCGACUUUACAGAGCCCAAAUUUGUCUGCAAUUCCAUGCCGCUUUGAUACACACCCUUACCAGAUUGGGAUGCUUGCAGGAUCCAUAAGUGGAGGCCAGGUUUACACAUGGACAACAACUUGAGCUUCUCUUUUUCAACCACCAUUGUUAUCCUUUAACUUAAAAUUGACUUCUUGAUGAACAAUCAAUUCAGUUUGUAUGUAUGCUACUUCAUUUGGUAAGUUUUAAAUAUAUUUAUGGUUUUGCCUCCAA
Camellia sinensis is the source of this 1794-nucleotide messenger RNA. RefSeq lists its product as uncharacterized. Gene Ontology annotation, molecular function: DNA binding; protein binding. Gene Ontology annotation, biological process: regulation of DNA damage checkpoint. Gene Ontology annotation, cellular component: nucleus. Lineage: Eukaryota; Viridiplantae; Streptophyta; Magnoliopsida; Ericales; Theaceae. The record is from RefSeq and is a predicted model, not a curated record.